Molecule: messenger RNA, 8262 nt
Organism: Calidris pugnax (ruff)
Lineage: Eukaryota; Metazoa; Chordata; Aves; Charadriiformes; Scolopacidae
Gene: MCF2L2
Product: MCF.2 cell line derived transforming sequence-like 2
Exons: 34
Coding region: 512-4369 (1285 amino acids)
Biological process (GO): intracellular signal transduction
Cellular component (GO): cytoplasm
Molecular function (GO): guanyl-nucleotide exchange factor activity; protein binding
Source: RefSeq, a predicted model, not a curated record
CAGAGCAGUCUCCUUGCACCGUCCGAGCUGAAAUGCAGAAGUAAAACAAUCCAUUCUCAGUGAUGAAGAAUCAUAAAAUCACAAGCUCUAAAGGGACCAACAAUCGUGAAGGAGAACCUUUUCUGUGAAGACAACUGGCAUGCUCUUUAAGAGACGUUCUGUGAUCUUGCAACGUGCCUCUGGGAUCUCUCUUCAUUGUGGCUUAUGAGAUAGCUUUAAAUUAAUGAUAAGGAAGCCAUUCAGGGCAUGGGCUGUGCUGAGGUUCACAGCUUCCAUUCUGAACGAGAGAAUAAAGUAAACUGAUAUUGAAAACAAGGAGGGAGAAACAAACACAGUCAGUAAGCCUAUAAAAGUCUUAGCCAAUUGCAAUGGCGAACAUCCUGCUGGCGAGGGUGACCUUGGAUGAACUAAGUGGGAUAAAGUCACCAGCCUGGACUGACGGCUGAAGAAUCAGGCUGGAUUCCAGCAAACAGAGAGCAGAUUCCUGACGAGAGCCUCCUGAGCUGUGGCGAUGGCUUCUCGGUGUCGGAAAUGUGGACAACAGGUGCCCAGGAACCCACCCUUCACGGCCGUCCGGAUAACAGAAGGGGAGAUGCAGUCUUACCAUGAUUUUAUAGGAGGAUGCAUUAGACUGGAGCGCAUGGCAAAGAGAGAUGAAAUCAUGCAGCAGGAGAUACGGCCGCUGGUUGCAGUGGAUAUCAUAGAGCAGCUCCACAGGCAGUUUGCUAUCUUGUCAGGAGGAAGAGGGAAGGAUGGGGCGCCCAUUAUAACCUUUCCAGAAUUUGCGGGAUUCAGUGACAUACCUGAUGAAGAUUUUCUGAACGUGGUCACGUAUCUCACCAGCAUCCCCAGUCUGGAGGCUGCCAGCAUCGGGUUCAUCAUCAUCAUAGACAGACGACGGGACAAAUGGAGCGCAGUCAAGGCAUCCCUGACACGGAUAGCAGGAGCGUUUCCAGGGAACCUGCAGCUGGUGUUUGUGCUGCGACCCUCCCGCUUCAUCCAAAGGACCAUCGCUGACAUUGGCAUUAAGCUCUAUCGAGAUGACUUUAAAAUGAAGGUACCGAUCAUCAUGUUGAAUUCCGUCUCCGACCUGCACGGCUACAUCGACAAAAGCCAGCUGACGCGGGAGCUGGGGGGAACCCUGGAGUAUGGGCACAGCCAGUGGAUCCACCACCGCACGGCUAUUGAAAACUUUGCAAUGACAGUAAAAACAACAGCACAGAUGCUGCAGAGCUUUGGAACAGACCUCGCAGAGACUGAACUUCCCAACGACGUGCAGUGCACGGAGGAGCUGCUCUCCGCACACACAGACCACCACGGCAAGCUGAAGGACGAGCUGAAGCUGGCUGUGAAGCAGGGGGCCACCCUGCUGACCUGCAUCAGGGAGCCGGUCACCCGCAGCGCCAACAGCAAGCUCAGCCCUGACGAACUGGAGAACGUGGCAACAGUAGAGAGGUUACUGGCUCAGUUGGAUGAAACGGAAAAGGCUUUUGAUCAAUUUUGGACCAAGCAUCACCUAAAACUGGAACAGUGCCUGCAGCUGCGACACUUUGAGCAUGAUUUCAGAGAGGUAAAACUGGCAUUGGAUAAUCUCAUGGAAGGACAAGCAGGUUUUGCUGACAUUGGAGACAGCGUGACUCGAGUGGAGCAUCUCCUCCGGGAACAGAAACACCUGGAAGAGAAAGGACAGGAACCUUUGGAGAAGGCCCAGUCUCUAGCUCUCCAUGGAGAACAGCUCAUCCAAAACAAUCAUUAUGCAGUUGACUCCAUUAGACCAAAGUGUGUUGAACUCAGGCGUAUUUGUGAUGACUUUACCAAUGAGACCAAGAAAAAGUAUGAUAUUUUGGGAAAGUCUCUUGAGCUGCACAAGCAGUUAGAUAAGGCAAGCCAAUGGUGUGAAGCUGGAAUCUACCUCUUGGCUUCCCAAGCUGUGGACAAGUGCCAGUCACAAGAGGGAGCUGAAACUGCACUCGUUGAGAUUGAGAAGUUCCUGGUAACAGCCAAGGAGCACCAGCUCUCCAACCCGAAGGAGUUCUACAAUCAGUUUGACAUGAUCCUCACCCCUGAAAUAAAGGCCAACGCCCAAAGAAUUCUACAGAAACUAGAAGAUGUACAAGAAAUGUUUGACAAGAGGCAAGUGAGCCUGAAGAAGCUGGCAGCCAAGCAGACGCGGCCAGUGCAGCCUGUGGCCCCGCACCCCGAAUCUUCCCCAAAGCGAGCCUCACCAAAGAUCACCAGACCAGCAGGAGUAGCUGCCAACAGGAGAUCCACAGAAAUUUCCUGUCCUCCCAAGUCCAUCUCUGAAGUCGAGUUAUCAAAAAAGAAAAACAUUAAGAAGACUAAAGGUGGAAUUAAGAUCGAAGUGAUGCACGAGGCCAGCCAGGGAGGGUCCAGCAGGGUGCUGGUGAUGAGCGAGAGCGACGAGAACCUCUCCUCCAGGAGGAGCCACAUCAUCAAUGAGCUGAUAGAGACAGAACGGGUUUACGUAGAAGAACUUCAAAGUAUAAUAGAGGGAUACGCCUCGGAAAUGGACAAUCCCAGUUUGGUACAUCUGAUCCCAGCUGCCCUCCAGAACAAGAAGGACAUUCUUUUUGGGAACCUCCCAGAGAUCUAUGAAUUCCACAACAGGAUUUUCCUUAAGGAGAUCGAAAACUGCAUUGAAAACCCUGAGCUUCUUGCCCGAUGCUUUUUGAAAAGAAAGGAGGACCUCCAGAUUUAUGAGAAAUACUGUCAGAACAAGCCAAGGUCUGAAGCUCUCUGGAGACAGUGUGGAGACAGCAUCUUUUUCCAGGAAUGCCAGCGUAAAUUGGACCAUAAGCUCUCCUUAGACGCUUAUCUCUUAAAGCCGGUGCAGAGAAUCACCAAGUACCAGCUGCUGCUAAAGGAAAUGCUGAAGUGCAGCAAGAAUUCGGAGGGUACUGCUGAGCUGGAAGAAGCCCUGGCCACGAUGCUUGAUAUCAUCAAGUCCGUGAACGACUCCAUGCACCAGAUAGCCAUCACAGGAUACGAGGGGGACGUUGGUGAGCUUGGCAAGUUGUUGAUGCAAGGUUCCUUCAACGUGUGGACUGACCACAAGAAGGGGCACAACAAAGUGAAGGACUUGGCUAGGUUCAAACCCAUGCAGAGACACCUCUUCCUCUACACAAAGAUGCUACUUUUCUGCAAGAAACGGGAGGAGAACACAGACGGACAUGAGAAGACAGCUUCAUACAGCUUUAAAAAUUCUUUAAAGAUGAGCACUGUGGGCAUUACAGAAAAUGUAAAAGGGGAUAACAAGAAAUUUGAGAUCUGGUAUAAUGGCAGAGAAGAGGUCUAUAUCAUUCAGGCAUCUUCUGUUGAGCUGAAGAACACCUGGAUUUCAGAGAUUCGCAAAGUCCUGACAGGACAACUGGAAGCGUGUAGAGAAGCAAGUCAACUGCACCAAAGGAUCACCGAGAGCGUAUACCACGCACCUAUGGACUCCUCCAACCCAAGCAGGUAUAGCAGGAAGUCAUCGAGUCUGUAUGAAAACAAGUCCGAGACAUCAAACGUGGAAGCAUCUAACAACAAAAACAGGAAUUCCAGUCCCAGCGCCAGACAAAAGAGAGUUGAUGCUUCCACCAGCCUUAACCUUGAGCGCACAGCGCUUGCUCGAAAGCGGUUCACAUUGCAAGGUCUUUCCAACCGCAGAGCUCCACCCAAAGAUCCGGAGUGUAAGGAGAGAGAAGUCACCCGUCGCUUUUCCCUUGCCUCCUCCAUCAGCUCUGCAGCUAACGCCUCCGCUGGCACCAAAGGUCCCCUUGUUCCUGCAGUUAAAGUCAAGAGGCAUGAAAUAAAGAGUGACCCAACUCCCCUGGGGUUUGAAGAUGCUUUUGAGAACACCAUUUUGGCUCAGACUAAAUGUAAUACCGGUUCCACCACGAGGCCCGUCCCUAGAUCUGCUUCACAGACAGGCUGGCCCGGCAGGCAGAUGCCAUCUCUAGACACCUUUGAAGAUUUUGAAGCCAUCCCCUCCAGCACGGACGAGCUCUCCAACUCCUCGGACUUGGAGGAAGAGACCAACCCCAACAACGGGACCAAUCUCUUUCGGGUGGAAGGCAGCUUUGACAGCUGUUUCCCGGAUUCUCUGACCCUGGAGGAUGGAGAUUUAGUGCAGUUUGUGCAGGAAGGAGAGAAUGGUCAAUGGCUGGUGAAGAAGCUGGUCUCUGAGAAGAGCGACUGGGUUCCCUCCAGUAUCUUGCAGCCCGCAGAGGGGGACAGUCACACCAUCAUUAAGAACAGCAAUGCAGACACGUACAACGAUUCCUGCAGCACGGCCUCCCUGGAGUCGGACACCAAGGAGAAUGAGGUGGCCAAGAGCUUCCCAGCGGAGCAGAGGGCCGGCAGCUGAGCCCUGGGACCAGCCUCCCCGGGACCCCCUCCCUCUCCGGCUGCUUUGGGUGGAGGCUGGAUCUGAGUUGCCUUUCUCAGGAGCUCUGAGGUUCAUCAUUCACUCGAACUCUGUCCGCACGAACAGACAAGAGCUGGGCUGUCCACCUGGCAAGCUGGGGAAAACAGAGUGGGAAGGAGCAUCAGAACCCACCUUCAGUGUUAGGGGAGAGAAAUGCUUCUCGCGUUGAUUAUCAAACUGGUUCAGAAGAUGUGGCCUAAAUUAGGCCGAGAGCGGAGCCGAGGAGUUACUAUGCACGCACCUUUGGGCAACUUUGCUUGAAGCCUGAGUUACCACGAGGGACACACGCGUGGUUACGAGUCCCUGCUCUGCCGGGGGGUGCCUGCAGGGUUUUCCAUUUGCUCACCUCUGGCUGUGCCUUCCCUGUCCUCCUUAACUCCAGCGGAUCCAUCACAAACGUGCCCUUUUCGCUGGUGGCCGACACCAAAAACAUCCCAUUUUAGGGUGGCUGUGGAAAGGAUGGGACCAUGGGAGAGGCUUCGCGCGGCGAUGGUGUGACUCCUUUUGGGGUGGCAGAGGGAGGACCUGCUGCCUGGGCCGGGGGUACCUCCUGGCCCUGGGCUGGAGGCGCGGGGCUUCAUGGGGAAGCAAAGGCGCGUGACACCUACUGUGACAAAGAACAUCUCGAACUCCUUUUACACUGUCCGUCGUCCCUCCCCAGUCUGUAGCUGCUGGGUCACGGCCCUUCGCCGGCGGGCAGCGAGUGGAAGGCCGUGUGCUGUCGUGUGUCGGAGUAGACUGCAUGCUUUCUGUGUGUGCCGGGCUAGGGAGUAGCUCCAUUUCACCCCCCUCUUGGAAUAUACUUAAACAUUGCAAAUAGGCAGCGAGCAUUAGAUGCUCCUGUGAGUGGAUUAAAGUGUUGGUGUUAAAUACUUCUUUCCGGGACAUUUGAUUAAGGGACUGUACCAAAUCUCUGCCACAUAAGGAUGUAACGUGUAAUAUAAAGUGAUUGCAGAUGUUAUUGUUCCUACACAAGCCAUUAGCUCAUUUAGAGCAGCUCUUAAGGCAUGAAGGCAUUUUUUGAUGGUAAUUGGGUCUCAGGACCCACACAAGCUGCUAACCCUUUAGAAACCAUCAGUAUGGUGGGGGCUGUAGCCCCAGCCUGGCAGAAAGGGCCCCAGAAGCUGGAGAACGGGUGUUUGGCUUUCCCCAUUAGGGAUUUCCUGUGUAACCCCAACCCGUGGUGCUCUGUGUAAAUAACAAAGGGGACGAAAGCACUAAAAAUGGAGACAAAGCAAAACCAAAACCCGUUCUUUAGCACCGGAGGCUCUGAGUCCAUGUAAUUUCUGCCCUCACCUUUGUGGGGACUUUCCUCCCCCGUGUGUCCCGGGGGAGGCCGGGUGUGUGAGCCAGGGGGAUAGUCCCAGCCAGGAGAAACCCUUGGAGCAGGUAAAGGCUUACUCAGAGUUUGUUUGUUUUUUUGUGAAGGCUUAUUGGUUAAUGAUGAGUUGCACUGUGGUGGUGAAUUCCCGUGGUUCUUUUAACCAUCAGUAUUGAAAUUCUGUGAUUUCUGACCCUUUUUUCAUUCAUGACUGAAGGACUUGAGAGUUCUGUACCUUUCUGGAGGCCACUUUUAUCCUAAGAGAGAAGAGCCCGUCUGCUUUGUGCUGGUCAUUUACCCCAGAGGUGAGGGCUGGGCUCUCAGGGACAGGAACACUCUCACUCUGCUGCUGUACCCAGCGUCUGGAGGGAGGGGGUGAUUCCUCCCAGUCCCCUGCAGAAAUAUGCAGUGACGCAUUCUUUCAUGCAAUUGCUUUAUCCUCUCCCUAAAAUGAGUUUGUUUUGGUUUCUGUAUUACUUUCAGUGCUAUUUGCACGGCCUGGCAACAGCACUUCUGUCCCCCCUGCCGAGGAGAGGAGGAGAGGGGUGGGGAGUUUGCACAUGGAGGAGUAUAGUGAGAGUGUGUGUGUGUGUGUGUGUGUUUGUGUGUGUGACGGGGCAGGGUUACCCUGGGCGUGUGAAACUGCCAAAAUGCGGAUUUGUGACAUUGCUGACAGAUGGAAAGAUGCAAACCUGCACUUUGGGGUUUCUCUGGAGGGAUUCGUUCCGGGGUGAGGUGUCUCUGUUGGAGCUCUCGGAGGGAAACGGGGAAGGGUCAGUGUGUUCCUGCCUCUGUGGGGGGACAGCGUGCGGCCCCCUGUCCCCCGAGCCACCACCUCUCCCUGUGAAAUGGGAGCUGUCGGGUUUCUGUCAAAUUCUGAUGCUAAAUUUUAGCCUGCCUGUAAAAACUGGGGACCCUCCAGGGGACAGCAAAGCGUUUAACCCCUUGUGUCCCACUGGGAGUGUUGGUGGUGACCUCCCGUGGGGCAGGAGCAGGGCAGAGGGUCGCUGCAGAAGCGUGUCCCCUCUCCCAGCUCCCCAUCUCGCCCUGACAGCCACAGAGGCAGGGGCUGAGUUGGAACAAUUCUCCUCCCUACUUUGCUUUUGAAAACAAAACCCCGUUUUCUUGUAAAGCCUGAAGUUCAGCGAGAGAGCGGGCUGCUGCCACCUCUGAGAGCAGCCAACAAGCUGGGACCUUCUGGCGUUGCUGAGGAGGCAAAAUGGGCCUUGGUGACUUAAACAGCAGACAGGAUGGUCUUGUAAUUAGUGCAUUUCUGCCAAGCAAGGUGAUAAUUAAGGGAAUGACUCUCCAUGCACGGUCUGGAACAGGAUUUGGUAAUGUCCAGCAAGACUGACGUGUAGGUGAAGGCACACUCAUCCUGUGUGCAGAUCUGUGACACCACCAUUUUCAGGCAGAGGGAGCCCAAAACCAUAGUUUCCAAAUAUGGAUUUCAUUUCGGUGUUGUCUGGAGAUGAUGCGGUGACCAGGGAGUCAAGUAAUGGUUGCUCCUAGGAGGGAAGGUCCAAGGUGAGUCCUGCUGCAGCAGCCCUCCUGGCUGAGCAUCGUGUCCCCACAUCGGUACCGGCUCCUGGCUGCUCCCCCCAGGGUUGGAGCAGUGAGAGCUGCCCCCCAGGCUGAGCUGGGAGGUGGAUCUCGCUGAGCUUUGGCUUCCAUCUCCUCCCUCUGCUCUGCUCCAGCUCCUGCAGAGCUGGCAGAGACCUCACCUCCUGGGACCGAGCCCUCUGCUCGCCCCCUGCGCUGGGCAACGGGCUCCUUCCCUGCUGGGAACCACAGAGAGGGACGGGCACCUGCCACCACACGUAAGUCUUGCUGUUAGUACAUCAGGCCAAUUUGCUAAAUUUUAGUAAAUCCUCUCCUCCUCUCCCGUCUGACCCCUCCGGGUGGAGGAUCAGACUGACCUGGAUCACAGAUGGUGGUGGCCAAACCAGGUCUGGCACUGGCUUUCCCUCAGGGGACGGCCGAGCCGUGUGUGUGUCCCGCUCUGGUUGUGGAUGUGAUGAAAAGCCAUUUUAUUAUCCGUAAUUUUCUUAGACUCUGAGGUUUCAAAGCGGAUUGGGUAUGAGAAGGGCCGUGCGCCGCCUUUCCAAAAAUACUCAAAGCCUGACUUCAAAUAAUAUAUGUAUGAUUAGAAAUAUAUAAGAAUAAUAAGAAAAAAAGAGCCAAAUUGUGUAUUUCUUCUUGCAGCUGGAGCUGAAAUAGCUGCUAAGAUCUAAGAUUUCCUCUCCCCAGCUGAGAAUUGGUACAGUUUGUUUUUCUUACGUAUUUUCCAUGGUGUUGAUAAUGAUGUAUUUGUAUAUUGUGGCUGACGAGAGAUAAUCAGACAGGGACAGAGCACAGAAUUACCUGUCCCUUUUUUUCCAGUCGAGACAGAAUGUAUGAGUUUAUUACAAGAAAAAAAAAGUGUGCAAAUGGACUUUCUGUAAUGAGGCCAUUUGACCUGUGUAGAACCACACUUUGUUUGAAAUUUAUAAAAAUUAUAACAAGUACCAAA